This is a messenger RNA of Bipolaris maydis ATCC 48331, 534 nucleotides long. NCBI's taxonomy places the organism in Eukaryota, Fungi, Ascomycota, Dothideomycetes, Pleosporales, Pleosporaceae. The record is from RefSeq and is a predicted model, not a curated record.
GCCGAACCCUCCAUCGAAUGUGUCGAUCCAUCCAAGCAAUCUCAAUGUACAUGUACGUGUACGAAUGGCAUCGUGUUUAGCCAGACUCUUUCUCUCGAUGCUUCCACCAUCCCUUCCGAUGGGACCUGUCAAGCGGAUAGAGAUCGGUGUCUCAAGCGCCAGCAGCAACUGAACACAGAAAUCGAAGAGGAAAGGGAACAAUGCGCAGCCCAGUUAAACGAAGCAACGCAGACGCACAUACAACGCGAGAAGGAGUUGUUGGAAAAACAGCAUGAGCUUCGUACCCAGCUGAAACUGCACCAGCCUCCAACCUGGACAUACCAUGGGUGCUACAUCGACAAUUUAUCUCGGGCGAUAGGUGGCAAUGGGUUCUCUUUGGAUACACAUCUUACAGUCGACAACUGCAAGAGGUUAUGUCGUGGAAGCAAAUACGCUGCAAUGCAGUAUGGAACGCACUGCUUGUGUGGUAAUAAAUUUAGAUUUCCAGUCACCAAGGUUUCUGAUUCAGAAUGCAACGUUAAUUGUGCAGGGAAC